Messenger RNA from Marasmius oreades (fairy-ring Marasmius), 1667 nucleotides. RefSeq lists its product as uncharacterized. The record is from RefSeq and is a predicted model, not a curated record. Gene Ontology annotation, cellular component: cytoplasm. NCBI's taxonomy places the organism in Eukaryota, Fungi, Basidiomycota, Agaricomycetes, Agaricales, Marasmiaceae. Gene Ontology annotation, molecular function: aldehyde dehydrogenase (NAD+) activity. The transcript has 12 exons. Bases 144 to 1616 code for a protein of 490 amino acids. Gene Ontology annotation, biological process: aldehyde metabolic process.
GCGCUUCCCUCCCAUGUAGUCCUCAGUCGGCUGACUUCGGAAACAGAAAAACAAAUGGUCAUGACAGCAGAUUUUUCAGCUUUCCCUAUAUAUCAUGGUAGAGUUAGUCCCCAUACCCCAGGUUCCUCGUUCCACUGCCGACAAUGCUCGAUUUUACACCGAUUGACGCUAUACCCAAGAUUCAUGAAGGACUACGAAAGACAUUCUUGAAGCGGACUUCACUCUCAAUCGCAUGGAGACAGCACCAGCUCCUUCAGCUUGCGCGAAUGAUGCAAGAGAAUCAUCAGGCCUUCGCAGAUGCCCUUAAUAUGGACCUUGGUCGACCUGCACAAGAAGCCUAUGCAAUGGAGAUUAAUCCUCUUAUCGAGCGUGCGGUUUCCUCAGCCAAGACCCUCCCAGGAUGGGCUGCGCCAGAGAGAAAGGAGGAUGAAGUUCCAGAAUGGCAGAAGUCAUGGAAACCCACAGUUUACCGUACUCCCAAAGGUGUGGUCUUGGUCAUCGCACCGUGGAAUUACCCCUUGAUUCUUAGCUUACAGCCUCUACUUGGCGCCAUUGCUGCUGGAUGUCCAGCCGUGGUUAAACCCUCUGAAGUCGCGCCACAUGUUGCGGCAGCUCUAGCGGAGUAUAUACCAAAAUAUCUUGACAAUAACGCGUAUCACGUCGUCAACGGGGCCGUGAAAGAGACCACGAAGUUGUUAGAAUUGAAAUGGGACCAUAUAUUUUACACGGGAAAUGGCACGAUAGCCCGUAUCAUCGCGACAGCAGCAGCGAAACAUCUCACACCUUUGACGCUUGAACUUGGUGGCAAAUCCCCCGUCAUUAUAGACCCGGAGACUGACAUGGAAAUUGCUGCGAAACGGGUUCUCUAUGGAAAACUGUCGAAUGCUGGUCAGCUCUGCGUAACACCUGAUCACAUUUAUAUUCCGACCUCGAAGCAUCCAGACGCCGCGAAGAAAUUCAUUGAAGCUUUCAAGAAAGCGGUCGCGGAAUGUUGGCCUGAAGGGGCUUUGACAUCUCCGAAUUUCUCUCAUAUCGUCAACCAAGCACACUUCAACCGUGUUCAAAGCAUCGUCAAUCAAUCAAAGGGCAAGGUUGUGGUUGGAGGUGCUUCGGAUGAAAAAUCCUUGAAAAUGGAAAUAACAAUGAUUGCGGGUAUCGAGGAAGACGAUUCGUCGCUACAAGGGGAGAACUUUGGACCGCUUAUUCCCAUUGCCGAGGUGGCAACGAUUGAAGAGGCGGUAGAGAAAAUCAAUGCGAGGGACCAUCCACUUGUUCUCUAUGUAUUCAGUCAGAACGAAGACGUGCAGAAUUAUAUCCGGGAGAACACUAUGAGUGGCGCAAUUGUUUAUAAUGAUACCGUUAUACAACUAGCGGUCAACGAACUACCGUUCGGUGGCGUCGGAGAAUCCGGAUAUGGCCGACAAGUGUUGCGUUACACGUACGAAGCAUUUAGUUAUUUGAGAACUUCAGUCGAUGUUCCGUACUCUAUUGAACCGAUGCUUUCGAUGCGCUACCCGCCUUACACGAAGGAGAAAUGGGACAUGAUGGUUGCACCUGCUCUAAACGUGCAAAUUCCUCCCUCGACCGCUGAGAGUGGGUUAAAAGCUGAAGCCUAGAAACGUAAAUAGCUUGGUUGUUAAAUACAAACUGUGAUCCCUAUAUGCCCC